This is a messenger RNA of Triticum dicoccoides, 1277 nucleotides long. RefSeq lists its product as uncharacterized. Gene Ontology annotation, molecular function: nucleic acid binding; zinc ion binding. The transcript is spliced from 2 exons. The record is from RefSeq and is a predicted model, not a curated record. The coding region runs from base 153 to 1277 and encodes 374 amino acids. Lineage: Eukaryota; Viridiplantae; Streptophyta; Magnoliopsida; Poales; Poaceae.
UGUUCGACUACUUCGUCUAUGACGCUCGCCCUCGCUCCGCAAUUUUGGACCGGACUCGCCGGCGGAGUUGCGGAACACGUUAUCAGCACGCUUCGCUCCAUCAAGCCUGCGUCAAGCCUGCAUCACGCAGGCUUUCGUCGAUCCCGCGGGAGAUGGCCGGAAUUGUCAACAAGGAGUUUGCUGAGUUGUCCCAGACAGGGCUGAACUACCUGUCCUGGUCCUUGGAUUGCGAGAUCUAUCUCCAGGGCAAAACCCUCCUGAGGGCGAUCGGUAAAGGGGACCAGCUGGCCCCCACUGAUCCCAAGUUCGAAACUGAGAAUGCGCAGGCUCUGCAUUCUCUCUGUCAUCACCUGUCACCUACUCUGAAAGAUGAGUAUAUGGCUGAGAGCAGUGCUUCUGGCCUUUGGACCGCUCUUAAGCAGCAGUUUGAGCGGUUGAAGUACAAUGUGAAGCCACGUGCAGAGGCAGAGUGGAUCCGUCUGAGGUUUGCGGACUUCAAGACGAUUGGGGAGUACAAUUUAGUUCUGCACCAGAUUUGUACGACUCUUCGGUUGUGUGGUACUGAGAUUACCGACACCCAGAAGAUUGAGAAAACCAUAUCCACUUUCCACCCUGACGUGGUCCAGUCCUCACGGAACUACCGCCAGGGGAACUACACGAGGUAUUCAAAGUUAAUUGACGUCCUCCAGGUGGAGGAGGCGCAGGACGAGGUUCUGAAAAAGAACUUUGUCGUGCAACCACUUGGGGGGAGUUCUUGCCAGGAGGUGAAUGCUCUCAAAGUCCGCAAGCCUCAACAGAAGAAGAGGGGCCGCAAGGGCAAGAAGAAGGGCCCUCAACCCUUCGCCCCGGCUAAGCAGCACAAGCCGGGCAAGGGAGGGAAGAGGCCUCAAGACUGCUUCCGUUGUGGCUCGGUGGAGCAUUUCUCCCGCCAGUGCCGCGCACCACCGGAGGUCGUUGAAGCAUACAAGUCUCGGAAGGCACGUGAGAUGCACCUCAUCUUGGUUCAGGAGGGAGCACCACCGGCGCCCAUCGCGGCACCCGUGAUGAUCUCUACGCCCCCUGCUGCGCCCACAGAGGCGACCCCUGUGGUGCCCAUCGCGGCAGCUUUGGCGGUCUCUAAUUACGCCCACGUCACCAUGGAGGUUGACCACAUGGUCGCCUCGGCGGUGCCGCCACUAGAUAUUGAUGUUGUCUCCAAGAUGAUUUCUAAGGAGGAUCAACUCACUAGUAUGGAGAUUGCGACUGAAGUGAAUGGCUUCUUUACCAAGUCCACUUAG